Molecule: messenger RNA, 699 nt
Organism: Penicillium chermesinum
Lineage: Eukaryota; Fungi; Ascomycota; Eurotiomycetes; Eurotiales; Aspergillaceae
Product: spliceosome-associated CWC15 family protein
Exons: 5
Coding region: 1-699 (232 amino acids)
Biological process (GO): mRNA cis splicing, via spliceosome
Cellular component (GO): catalytic step 2 spliceosome
Molecular function (GO): RNA binding
Source: RefSeq, a predicted model, not a curated record
AUGACGACCGCCCACAGACCGACCUUUGACCCGGCCCAAGGCAAAGAAGCCCUCCGUGGCCCAGCAUACCAUCAGAGACUCCUCCCAGCGCACAAACACUUAAAGCUUCGACAGCCAGGACAGGGUGGUGCAGCUGACAAGGGAGGUCGCGACCUGCGCGCAGAACUGCUCAAAGCCGAGGCUGCCCACUUCGCGAAGAAGAACGGGGAGCCUAUUGAUGAAGUUACUACUGAGUCAUCUACGCCCAAGCGACAACUCGAAAAUGCGCCUGACGCCGACGGCGACGCGACCGAAGAAGAUCCGGACGCAAAAAGGAGGCGAAUUCUAGAAGAGUCACGCGAUAUUGAUGCCGAUUCAGACGGCUCAGAAGAAGAUAGCAGCGACGAGGAAAGCGAUGACGAGGAUGAAGCGGCUGAGUUGAUGCGGGAGUUGGAGAAGAUCAAGAAAGAACGACAGGCGCAGAAGGACCAAGAGGAAGCAGCGCGCGCCGCCGAAGAGCAAGAGAAACGCGAGGUGGAUAUUGCUCGAGGAAAUCCGCUCCUCAACCCGCAGGAUUUCAACAUCAAGCGACGCUGGGAUGACGAUGUGAUCUUCAAGAACCAGGCUCGGGGCACUGAAAAGCAGGAUGGCAAGGAAUUUGUUAACGACCUUCUGCGCUCCGACUUCCACAAGCGUUUCAUGUCGAAAUACGUCCGGUAG